CCGUCGAGGAAUCAGGAAAAAGUCGAGAUAAGCAUGCUGAGAAAUUUCUUCUUCAUUCUUACGUUACUUGUAAUUCUAUCGUACUUCGUCGUGGCGGACAUCAGAAAGGACUGUCGCAAAGAGUCCAAGGUUUCAUGGGCCGCGUUAAGGAGGUUCAAGUCCGGCAACUUGGAGCCAGAGGACCCGAAAUUGAAGUGCUACCUUCUGUGCUUCAUGAGAAGGAACGGCAUCGUGGACCAGAACGCCAAGGUGGAUGUACAAAGAGCCCUCCGUCAUCUUCCGCGAAGCAUGCAGGACUCGUCUAAAAAACUGUUCAACAAGUGCAAAUCCGUUCAGGGAACUGAUCCGUGCGACAAGGCGUACCAGAUGGUCAAGUGUUCCGUGCAAUCUCAACCAGAGAUUUUGCACAGCAUUCCUUUCCUCUAGAGCUCUCGUCGGGAGAGGUAGCCGCUGGCAGACACUCGAG
Molecule: messenger RNA, 466 nt
Organism: Habropoda laboriosa
Lineage: Eukaryota; Metazoa; Arthropoda; Insecta; Hymenoptera; Apidae
Gene: Obp9
Product: B2 protein-like
Exons: 5
Coding region: 34-426 (130 amino acids)
Biological process (GO): sensory perception of smell
Molecular function (GO): odorant binding
Source: RefSeq, a predicted model, not a curated record